Molecule: messenger RNA, 990 nt
Organism: Henningerozyma blattae CBS 6284
Lineage: Eukaryota; Fungi; Ascomycota; Saccharomycetes; Saccharomycetales; Saccharomycetaceae
Product: glycosyltransferase family 15 protein
Exons: 1
Coding region: 1-990 (329 amino acids)
Biological process (GO): protein N-linked glycosylation; cell wall mannoprotein biosynthetic process
Cellular component (GO): Golgi apparatus; membrane
Molecular function (GO): alpha-1,2-mannosyltransferase activity
Source: RefSeq, a predicted model, not a curated record
AUGUUAGUUAGAAAUUUUGAAUUACCAGGCGCAUUAAGUUCUAUGAGAUCAUUAGAAGAUCGUUUUAAUAAAGAUUAUAAUUAUGAUUGGACUUUUUUAAACGAUGUACCAUUCACGGAAGAAUUCAUGGAAGCUACCACUGCUAUGGCAAGUGGGAAGACCCAAUAUGGCUUAAUCCCUUCGAGUGAUUGGGAUAGGCCUAAUUGGAUAAAUGAAACAUUGUUCAACAUUCGAUUACAACUUAUGGAAGAGAAAAAAGUGUUAUAUGGAGGAUCCAAAUCAUAUAGAAAUAUGUGUCGAUUUAAUAGUGGAUAUUUUUUUAGACAAGAACUGUUAGAGCGAUAUGAUUACUAUUUCCGUGUGGAACCUGAUGUUCAAUAUCAUUGUGAUUUCCCCUAUGAUCCUUUCAGAGUAAUGAGAGAAGGUAAAAAAAAAUAUGGAUUUGUCAUUGCAGUUCAUGAAUAUGAAGAUACUAUCCCCACGUUAUGGGACACUGUAGAGGAUUACAUUGAUGUUAAGGGGGAAGAGGACCAAAUAGACAUGGAUCGAAAUGCUUAUAAUUUUCUAACCGAUAUAUCUGUAAUGGGAUCAAUAAUGCCAGUGAUUGAUGCCAACUCCGAUUAUAAUUUAUGCCAUUUUUGGUCUAAUUUUGAAAUUGGCGAUUUAAAUUUCUUUCGAAGUGAUAGAUAUCUAAGUUUUUUCGAAUAUUUAGACUCCAAAGGUGGAUUCUAUUAUGAAAGAUGGGGGGAUGCACCGGUCCAUACUAUUGGUGCAUCGCUAUUGUUAGAUCGGGAUGAAAUCAUUCAUUUCGAUGAAAUAGCGUACACACAUGCUCCAUUCAUGACAUGCCCAAUGUCCUAUUUUAUGAGAUUGGAUCAACGCUGUCAAUGCGAUUAUAGAAGCGAUAGAAAUGUUGAUAUUAAAUACCACAGUUGCCUAAUGCGUUGGUGGAAGAAUGGUGCAGGCAAAUCGUUCCUCAAGCCUAUUUAA